CAUGAAUCGGAUUUGAAAAGGCAAUAAAAAGAUACAGUAAUUAAUGUUUAAUUGGUAAGCAUCUAAACAAAACUUGACAAAUUAGUAAUUCAUCAAAAUUAAUUAUCUUUAUGUAUUCAACGUAGAACAAUGCAGGUAACGCUCCCCAGUACAUGUGUAUAUAUAAAGAAGAGAACCUCAGCUCUGUCAUCAUCACUUACAAUCUAAAUCACGUUGUAAACUAAACAAAAAAAUAAAGAAAAUGAAGCUCCUCUUCUUACUCGCCCUCACAGUCGUUGCAUCUUGUUAUGCGAGAGAAGUGCCGGAUAAGUUCCCUCCAGGUGUGACUCCUGACACUCCUCCAUUUAGUUAUGUUACUCCUCCGCCACCACCACCGUCCAAUGAAGAAACUAAGUUCCCUCCAGGUGUGACUCCAGACACUCCUCCAUUUAGUUAUGUUACUCCGCCACCACCACCAUCCAAGGAAAAAACUAAAUUCCCUCCGGGCGUGACUCCAGACACUCCUCCAUUUAGUUAUGUUACUCCGCCGCCACCACCGUCCAAGGAAGAAACUAAGUUCCCUCCAGGUGUGACUCCUGACACUCCCCCAUUUAGUUAUGUUACUCCACCGCCACCACCAACAAUGAGAGAACACUGAUUUGUAAAAUAUACA
Molecule: messenger RNA, 652 nt
Organism: Brassica napus (rape)
Lineage: Eukaryota; Viridiplantae; Streptophyta; Magnoliopsida; Brassicales; Brassicaceae
Product: protein TRACHEARY ELEMENT DIFFERENTIATION-RELATED 7A-like
Exons: 2
Coding region: 242-637 (131 amino acids)
Source: RefSeq, a predicted model, not a curated record